Molecule: messenger RNA, 597 nt
Organism: Caenorhabditis remanei
Lineage: Eukaryota; Metazoa; Nematoda; Chromadorea; Rhabditida; Rhabditidae
Exons: 2
Coding region: 1-597 (198 amino acids)
Source: RefSeq, a predicted model, not a curated record
AUGCUUGUAGUGGAAAACACUAAGCAUGAUUCCAAUGCGAACAGGGUCAGUAGCAUGGAUGGUGUUAGUUGUGAAGAUGCGGCGAAGAGAAAGAAAGUGGACCAGAAAGCUGAAGACACUGUGACGUGUCCAGUUACUGUUGCUCGUGAUCAGAAUAUCUUUCUGGCACAACAAAGCACUUCGGAUCAAUCGAAGUGGAGUGAGAACAAGUCGAUGAGAGUGGAAGAAGAGCCACGUCCGCGAAAGGAUCCACCUCAAUCAAUCAUGCUGAAUGUGAGUGACAACAAGACCCGAGGAGUCAAGGAAGAACCUCGUUCUCGGAAGGAUCCUCCCGAUUCAUGGAUGAUGUUCAAUGAUGCAUGGAGACGUACGAAGGAGGAGCAUCAACCGCGCAAGGACCCGCCGUUGUAUGUCACAUGUACAACUAUGGUCAUUAUGGGAAUCUAUUCGGAUGUCGAAACCAGGGAAAUCGGCGGCAGUCUACAACGAGAAAUCUCCUCAGCUGCUGAUUGGAUACAUCUCAUCUCGCCAGCUACCAUAAGUACUAACUUCGUUUUACCUUUUCAAAGUUGUAUCGUAUAUUUAUUUAUCUCCUAA